Messenger RNA from Pieris brassicae (large cabbage white), 1044 nucleotides. RefSeq names its product eukaryotic translation elongation factor 1 epsilon-1 (gene AIMP3). Gene Ontology annotation, biological process: positive regulation of DNA damage response, signal transduction by p53 class mediator. NCBI's taxonomy places the organism in Eukaryota, Metazoa, Arthropoda, Insecta, Lepidoptera, Pieridae. The transcript is spliced from 5 exons. The record is from RefSeq and is a predicted model, not a curated record. Gene Ontology annotation, cellular component: cytoplasm; aminoacyl-tRNA synthetase multienzyme complex; nucleus. The coding region runs from base 97 to 606 and encodes 169 amino acids.
GCUUCGCUUCACGCUUGUAAGCUGUAAUCACUAAUCUGCAAUAGAUUGUUUAUCUAAAAUUAUUUAAUUUCUAAUUAUCUUUGAAUAAUAACAUUAAUGAUGGAGGUUAUACAAUUGGUCGGAAAAUAUUUAAAUGUGCCCGUGGGUCCUUUGUGUUAUAACACUGACAAGAUACUGACUACGGUAUUAGACAAGAAAAGUGUGGAAGGUUUUGCGACAAUUAUAUUACAUUUGACAUCUAAAAGUGGACAUAAUAUGAGCCAAGAAGAGUUACUUAUGAGCUAUCAGUGGCUGGAACACAUUGCUAUGUAUAGUAAUCUAGCGUCUUCUAAUCCUACUUUUGCUAAGAAUUUUCUUCAGGGUAUAAACAGAGCUCUAGAAAAGAUGUCCUAUUUAACUGGAAAUAAUCUGACAACAACUGACAUAGCUGUAUUUUAUGUUGUGCAGCCUCUUGUGGGAAACUUAACCAUAUUGGAGCAGGAAUCAUUGCUACACCUAAGUAGGUGGUGUAAACAUGUACAAGCGCAACCGCGUGUGUGUUCUAAUUGUGCCCCAAUCUCAUUAAAUACUUUGAAUCUACACAUUCUCGCACCUGCAGUACAUUAAGUACAAUGUGUAAUUUUUAUUGGUAUUUUAUGGUAAUGUAUUUUAAUUAUACUAGAUCUCGAAAUGAAAGACUUAAGAUGUGUUUUAUUUUAUGCUGCUGCAAUAAUAUUUUCGGUAUGUUUUUUCAUAUAUUUGAGUUUCACACACUAUGUAGGGUUUUUUUAUGUAAUACAACUCAGUCAAACAGCAGUGUAUGUACUUUUUAUCGAGUAACUUGUAUCCCUCCUUGGUAUAAAAUACCUCUGCCAAAACAAUUAUUGCCUCAUGAAUUGAAGAAUGCCAGCUUGAAUGAACCACUAGUGUACCAUCCUCAGCCAUUUUCUUACCCUGGAUAUCCAGUUAUAUUAUAUUUAUAAAAAAAAUACAAAACUAAUAAUAUAGUUUUGAUAUAUUUGCUGUACUUUUGGUUCUAAUAUAUUAAAGGCUCUUUAAUCUGUU